AGGAUAAAUGGGGGCGAGAGGGGCCACGACCCCCCCAAGGCAGCGAUGGAGCCGCGCCGGGUCCUUGGGCUCUUCCUCCUCCUCCUCUUCCUCCUGCUCGCGGGCACCGAGGCGGCGGCCCGGGUGCCCCCCGAGUUGUCGCUGGAGCCGAAGUCCCAAGUGUUGGGGGGGGGUCUCACACCCGAGUCAUCCCCCCCCCAACCCCCCCCAGGCUCUGCUGGAGGUGUCACCCCAAAACCAGGAGGGCGACGGGCAGCCCCCCCCGAGCCGCCGCCGCCGGCACAGCUCCCACUUCCCGCUCUGCUCCUUCUGCUGCAACUGCUGCGGGAACCGCGGCUGCGGCUUCUGCUGCCGCACCUGAGCCCCCCCCGGGACCCCCGGCACCGGGGCACCCCCCGAACCCCUAUUUAUUACCCCCCCCCCGCCCGUGGUGGCAAUAAACCCCCCUUUUCUACGGAUCUCUGCUCCCAGUAA
Molecule: messenger RNA, 474 nt
Organism: Corapipo altera (White-ruffed manakin)
Lineage: Eukaryota; Metazoa; Chordata; Aves; Passeriformes; Pipridae
Product: formin-like protein 20
Exons: 4
Coding region: 46-474 (142 amino acids)
Source: RefSeq, a predicted model, not a curated record